AUGGUAGAUCGAAUUUUAAUUGGUUUCAAGAUUUCUGUUUUAGAGGCUGAAAUCAAAGUAGCUCAAUGGAAGUGCUCUCAACUUGUAGAUACUAUUAAAUGUAUAGAAGAUGAGUUAGCAAUUUUGUUACCAAGUCACGUGUUUUGUAAUUGUAAAUUAAUCAACAAAAUUAGGAAAUCAGAUGGUCGUAUUAAAGCUUCUAAGAUCAUAGUGAAUAAUAACGACAGUAAAAAAGUAGUAUAUAAUUACUCUGAGGUAAACUCGCCGGAUUAUGUAUCUAGUGUUGUGAGUCUUUCGCCGAAGUUUGGAGUGGAACUGGAUAGAACAGAGGUUCCCAUUCCAACGAUCAUCAAAGAUCUCGAGUUUGGUGUUUCAUGGAUUAAGGUCCAGGGUGCUGAUGCUAAAGAAUUAGAAAGAGUCAAGAACAAUGUGAGAUCGAGUGCACUGAAUUCUAUCAAGAACCUUUAUAACAGUGGAGGGAAGAGUUCGAAAUAUCGGGCAAAUGUUUGCUUGAAAAAAGAUCCGAUGAAUACUAAAAAGUUUUUGUCGGAGCAUAAAGAUCUGUUAAUUAUGCGCGCUGAUAAAGGUGGUGCAACUGUUCUAAUAAAUGAGACUGAUUAUAAGAAUACCACGACUGAGUUGGUGAAUGAUCCAGUGGUGUAUAAGAAGGUGAAGUCAGACCCGACGAACAAAUAUCAAGAUCUUAUCCACAGGUCUGUUAAGAAGAUGGUCAAUGAUGGAAUUAUUGAUAAACUCGAGGCGAAAUCAUUUAGUACUCGAAAUGCGGUACCUCCUAGACUAUAUGGUCUUCGAAAAGUACACAAAACUGGGUGCAAGAUGCGACCGGUGGUGAGUUGGAUUCAAACACCGUGCUACAAAUUGGCGUCAUUUUUGCAUUUGAUUCUAGUUCCUGUUGUUGACACGUUUUCUUUUAAUGUAAGAAAUUCAACUGAAUUGGUUGAAUUAUUAGAAAAGACGAGAUUACCUGAUAAUUAUAUUUUGGUGUCGUUGGAUGUGGUAUCUUUGUUUACAACCAUCCCGAACGAGUUAGUAUCAGCUACUAUUGAAGAGUACUGGGAAGACUUCAAGAAUAUGGCGAAGGUUCCUAAAGAGACACUAAUUGAAUUGGUUAAUAUAUGUUUCAGUACGAGUUAUUUUACUUCUUACAAUGACAUCUUGUACAAUUGGAUGGGUCUGCUAUGGAGAAUCCGGUGA
Messenger RNA from Microplitis demolitor, 1215 nucleotides. RefSeq lists its product as uncharacterized. Lineage: Eukaryota; Metazoa; Arthropoda; Insecta; Hymenoptera; Braconidae. The record is from RefSeq and is a predicted model, not a curated record. The coding region runs from base 1 to 1215 and encodes 404 amino acids. The transcript has 2 exons.